AUGAGGAUAGUCAGUAUAGAGGAGCUCGAUGUUAACUCCAUAGUAAAGUUCUUUGACGAUGUGGUGGUUAUUCCUACUGAAACUGUAUAUGGAUUGGCAGCAAGUAUCCACAACCCUCGUGCUGUGGAGAGGAUAUUUGAACUUAAAAGAAGACCUGCAGACAACCCGCUCAUUGUUCAUGUAUCUUCGGAACAAAUGCUUGAAGAGAUUGUUGAGGGACCAAUUCCUGUUGAAUACAGGAAGCUAAUGGAUAGAUUCUGGCCGGGGCCUCUGAGCCUCUUGUUCAAGUCAAAGGAUAGUGUGAGCCCUGUUAUUCGAGGUGGGCUUAGUACCAUUGCCGUCAGGAUGCCUAAGAACAAACAGUUACUGGAAAUAAUUGAAAGACUUGGAGUGCCAGUGGCAGCACCUUCUGCCAAUGUAAGUGGAAGGCCAAGUCCUACAACGGUUGACCACGUGAUUGAGGACUUUGGAGACAAAGUGGAGAUGAUAAUUGAUGGAGGGCCCUGUUCUGUAGGGGUGGAGUCCACCGUUGUAUGGUAUGCAGACGGUGUUCUUCAAAUACUAAGACCGGGAGGUGUAGGGAUUGAGGAUAUAAAGGACGUUGUUGACUGUGAAGUGGUUAUGAAAAACAAGAUUGAAGGUGGGGAAGAAGUGUUAUCACCAGGUCAGAAGUACAAGCAUUAUUCUCCAAGAUCGCCGUUGGUUUUAUUUAAAGGGAGGCCAAAGGAGAUGGAAAGUGGAAUUCUCAAGUACAUCGAAGCAAAUCCUGGUAUUGCUAGGAUAGGAGUUGGAUUGCAUUCUGGGAUAAAUAUUGAAACACCUUUGGGCAGAAAAGUUGACAUUUUCAACAUGGGAAAUGUCAAGAAAGAGGUAUGCAGAAAUCUUUUUGAGGGGCUUAGGAAGCUUGAUAAGACUAGUGAUGUAAUUUUGGUUGCUGGAAUAGACUGUAACGAAGAAGGAUAUGCAAUUAUGGAUAGGUUGGAAAGGGCAGCAGAUGAGAUUAUUGAGUCGUAA
Messenger RNA from Encephalitozoon romaleae SJ-2008, 1014 nucleotides. RefSeq names its product translation factor. Gene Ontology annotation, cellular component: cytoplasm. NCBI's taxonomy places the organism in Eukaryota, Fungi, Microsporidia, Unikaryonidae. Gene Ontology annotation, molecular function: nucleotidyltransferase activity; double-stranded RNA binding; tRNA binding. The transcript has a single exon. Gene Ontology annotation, biological process: regulation of translational fidelity. The coding region runs from base 1 to 1014 and encodes 337 amino acids. The record is from RefSeq and is a predicted model, not a curated record.